UAGGACGACGUAACGUUCCUCAGAGACAAACAGGUUCCGAUCAAUAAUACGAUAAGGCUUUAAUGUAAUUACAAAACUGUUUGGUGUUGUGAGGGAUGUGAUUUUAAAACACAAUAGUGAUUACGCGGCCGGGAGUGUCAAACAUGGCAACGUAAACUUCGUCCACCAUUGGAUUUAAAGCGGGAAACGGACGUUCCGAGAAGUAAGCCGUGGACUUAAAAGUUUACUACAGCUGGCUGAACAGUGGUAUCCGCCUGCAAAUGGAUAAUCCUUGAAAACAAACCAGCUUGUGACUUUUAUUAACACAGCUUACGGAAUAAUGUAACUUCAGUUGAACCAGGCAGCUAACCGAGAGACUGUCGCUGAGGAAACGAGCCGCCGCACGACAGGGGACGGACGAGCACUUCCUGGGGCAUGUUGACUCAGGACAAGAGGGCAAAAAAAACAUUUAUUUCUCAAUGAAAGAGAAUAAAAUGAAACCAAAACGCAGCCUGAGGCACACAGGACCCGACUUGCAAGGGAAAGGCGUCAGUGCUGGAGACAAGGCAACACUGAGUCAAGCUAAGCCAACCUCGCUUGUCCCCUCUCUUGCUCAAGUCAAACCCUUUGCUGGCAAAGUGUUUUACUUGGAUCUGCCAUCAAACAGAACAGCAGAGAUGUUGGAGAGAGACAUCAAAGAGCUUGGAGGGACUGUUGAGAAGUUCUUCAGUAAGGAAAUCAAGUAUCUGGUGUCCAACAAGAGGGAGGCCCGAUAUGUGCAUUGCCUCAGGCAGGACUCUCCUCUCCCAAGCCCAGAGUCUGGACAGAGUUCACCUCACCCUCCUUCAAAGCCGCACCGGCCCUGCAGCAAUGGGGAAAGCAUCAAAAGCAGGUCUCAGGCCCAAGCAGACACAUUUGUUACAAGUCGAGGGAAGUCUUUGGUGGAGAGAGUGGUAAAAGAGCAGGAGAGGGUACAAAUGAACAAGAUCCUGUCAAAUGCUCUGGAGUGGGGUGUGAAAAUCCUCUAUAUAGAUGAUAUAAUAGCAUAUGUUAAGAAGAAAAAAAAGGUCCUCAGCAGCCAGUUUCCUGCUACCACCGCCGUCAAAACAAGUGUCAAACCUGAGCCAACAGCAAAACAUUCAGGCUUUCAGAAAUGCAAGGGGGGUCGUAUCAGUAAGCCGUUUGUCAAGGUUGAGGAUUCAAGCAGACACUACCGUCCAAUCUACCUCACUAUGCCAAACAUGCCUGAGUUCAACCUGAGGACCAGGGCCCCUCCCUGUAGUCCUUUCAAUGUAGAGGACAAGGAUCCCCUGGGGAACAAACAGCAGGGGAACAGUGAAGAGCAAGCACACGGCCGAAAGAGGAGAGACAAGAAACGAGGUGGCUACUGCGAGUGCUGUAUGAUCAAAUAUGAGAACGUCAAAACGCAUCUUCAAAGUGAACGUCACAAGGCUUUCUCCAAGAGUGAUGAAUACCUGGUGGUGGAUAAACUGGUUUCAGCUCUACAAUGCAACUUCAUCCCCAUUAGAACUCAAUUUAAAAGACCAAAGUGUAGUGUUUCCUCUCCUCUGAUUGUUCCUGGACCAUAUGGGAAAACUGAGCCAAGGCAUGAGGGAGAUCUCAACACCACAGAGAUUAUUAAAGAAGAGCAGAACCGAACUGUUGAUGAGCACGGGGGAUCUAAUUCAGGACACGCUUUAAAAAACAGAUCAGUUCCUGCGGCUGCUCCUCUGAUUCACAGAGAUGGAGACAGGAGGUACACUCACUCAGACAGAUCCAAGCACAGAUCUCUAGCACGUAAACGGCCGUGCGUACAGAAUUCUUUGACUUCUUGCACUCAAACAGCUCCUGAGGCCAAGCAGGAAAUGGCUCCCUCUAGAGGUGAAUUUGUUGACUCCGUUCCCUCCAAAAUUACUCAGGUCAACGUUGUGGACCAAAUAACAACUGAAGACAGUAACAGUUCAACCACUCACUUCCAUAAAAGAAAAGAACAGAAUGAAGUUUCGUUAAAAAGCCUUUUAACAAAUGAACAAGAGGACUCUGAUAAGAAACAGGAUUCCUCAGCGUUUGAGGCUGUACAAGGCGGAAACAUGUUGCCAGACAAAACAACUGGAAACCUCUCAGAAAAGGAUGAGACAAGCCUUCCCACCGUCUCCCCAGUUCGCAGAAUAAACAGGAGGAUCAGAGUUUAUAAACGCAAAAGACGGAAAGUGGACACGCGCGUUGAACAUGUCAGACAAAAGGACAUUCCUGAUGAUUCCAUCCUGAGACUUUGGGAGCUUUUUCAGUCAAGUGAUGACAUGGAUGUUGAAUUCCUGGGGUUCGAUGAACUAAAGGGAUGAACUGGACUCAUCGCCUUUUCGAAUACAACACAUGUAUAGACAUAACACAUACUGUGCCAUGGACUAUGUUAGUCACUAGAUGAUUUUUCUUGUCUAGUUUUAAGACAGCAGAACGACCUAAAGUGGUUUAUUUUGUUUUUUAUGUUAUUUUAUAUCAGAUGCAAGGCAGCUGCUGAUGUGCUGUAGCAUUUUUGUUUAUUGUUUAUUUUUGUUGAUUUGAAUUAGGUAACGAGCAUACGAUGACAUUUAUAAAUGUCUUAACUGUGGCUUAAAAUGACAUUUUCAACACUGUUGUGCUGUAGAAAUUGAUUGAAAAACAUUUAUUUGGCUUUUAGAUUCUAAAAUCAACACAAUGAAUUGUCACAGUGGACUAUAUUAAUCCCAUGACUGUCAGCACAAUCACAUCUUGGUUGCCUCAAGACUUAGAAAUAUUUCUAUAACUCAUUUAUGAGGAGUACAGGUUUAGUAAUGUUGCUUUAACCUGGAUUCAACUGCAGUAGAAGUAGUUCAGUGUCUAAAAUAACACAGAGUAAUUCAUGUGUACUAGUUUAAUAAAUUGAAAUGUUUUGAAGCACAAUGAACUGGGAUAAAAUGUCACCUGAAGAUGACACCCAGCACAAGUCCCAUCACAACAUAUUAAUGGAACAAAACUUAUCUUCUGGCAGACAGUUGAUUGUUGAGUUUAUUCCCAGAUCAUCAAAUACUGUUGCUUUGAGUACACGUCCGACCAAAAAUGCCAGCCCAGUUUGUCAGUAUUUGAUGAUCAGGGAAUAAGAUUCAUCAAUCAAUGAUCUUUUGCCAGGAAGUUGUAUUUUGUUCCUUUUUAAAGGGACCUUAUUUAAGACAGAGUACAGCAGACAUUACUGUACCAACCAAAUGUAUUUUUAAGCAAUUCCACGAAAUGUUUCGAAGUUUACAGUCUCUGCAUGUAGUCUCUUCAACUGAAUACAGGCUGUUAAUUUAAAGGAGCGUCAUAUGAUGGACAAAAGGCAGCUUUAAUCUCACAGUAAUCUGAUUAGUUAAAUGUGGAAUGGAUUAUUAUAUAUGUACAUAAGAUACAUUGUGGUUGUAUAUAUGUGUUAAUGUGAAUGAUCUACAGGUUGGAUGUGUGGUACUUGACAUUAUAUAUGACAUUUUAAGAUUCUUCCUAAGUGCACUUUUCAUGAUCUGACAUGUGCUUUUUUUUCCUGAUGCAUUAGCUGAGCUUCUCCCUUUUUCUCUGCAUUUAGUGCAUUAGCAUAGUGCCCUUGUUCUCCCUCCUGCUCUCAAAUGGAUGCUCUGGGUCAAAUGGGUGUCUCUGUGCCACUGACAUUAAGAAGAAAGCAAGAAUACCAGUGUGUUCCAAGGUGCAAGAACAGGAAAGCUGCAAAUAAAAAAAAAAGGCAACACUGAAUGCUGACCUGAC
Acanthopagrus latus (yellowfin seabream) is the source of this 3726-nucleotide messenger RNA. RefSeq names its product DBF4 zinc finger (gene dbf4). Gene Ontology annotation, molecular function: protein serine/threonine kinase activator activity; zinc ion binding; nucleic acid binding. The record is from RefSeq and is a predicted model, not a curated record. Gene Ontology annotation, cellular component: Dbf4-dependent protein kinase complex; nucleus. Lineage: Eukaryota; Metazoa; Chordata; Actinopteri; Spariformes; Sparidae. Gene Ontology annotation, biological process: regulation of cell cycle phase transition; positive regulation of nuclear cell cycle DNA replication. Bases 459 to 2321 code for a protein of 620 amino acids. The transcript is spliced from 13 exons.